AUAAGAGUAUCUGAUGGUUUAAUGGUUUGCUGCUGCUUGAGUAAUGGUUGUUGAGUGGUUGUAAUUGUUGCAGAACUAAAGAAUCCUCCUCUUCGCCUUCCCCCAUGGCCAUGAUGAAUCUUCUUCUUCUUCUUCUUCUCGCUGUUCUUCAUCUUUGCCUCCUCUCUGCGGUGGCCGGCGACGAUGCGAUCGUCUCCAGAUUCCAGGAGUAUCUCCGAAUCAACACGGUUCAACCCAACCCGGACUACUACAAAGCCGUUGACUUUAUAAUCUCUCAGGCGAAACCCCUCUCCCUCGAAUCUCAGACGAUCGAACUUGUCAAGGGAAAGCCUCUUCUCCUCCUCAAAUGGCUUGGCUCCGACCCGACCCUCCCUGCCUUUCUCCUAAACUCCCACACCGAUGUCGUUCCCUUCGAGGAGUCCAAGUGGACCCACCACCCUCUCCAAGCUCACGUCGACCAUACCACCGGCAACAUCUACGCCAGGGGUUCCCAGGACAUGAAGUGCGUCGGGAUGCAGUACCUCGAGGCCAUUCGCAAGCUCCAGUCUUCUGGCUUCCACCCACUCCGAUCCGUCUACCUCUCCUUCGUCCCCGAUGAAGAGAUCGGCGGCCACGAUGGCGCUGAGAAGUUCGCCGAAUCCGACUUCUUCAAGACCUUGAACAUCGCGGUCGUGCUCGACGAAGGCCUGCCAUCGCCUAGUGAGAGUUACAGAGUAUUCUAUGGAGAGAGGAGUCCCUGGUGGCUGGUGAUUAAGGCUAAAGGUCCACCUGGCCAUGGUGCCAAGCUCUAUGAUAACUCUGCCAUGGAGAAUCUCCUCAAAAGCAUUGAGAGUAUUCGCAGAUUCAGAGCUUCCCAGUUUGAUCUGCUCAAAGCUGGCGGCACUGCUGAAGGCGAUGUCGUCAACAUUAACAUGGUCUUCCUCAAGGCUGGCACACCUUCUCCAACUGGUUUCGUAAUGAAUCUGCAACCAUCGGAGGCAGAAGCUGGUUUCGACAUUCGUAUCCCACCCAGCGUUGAUGCUGAAGCACUCGAAAGACGUUUGGUGGAGGAAUGGGCUCCAGCAUCACGAAACAUGUCCUUUGAGUUCAAGCAGAAGCUUACGGGGAAGAAGUUCCUCACAGCAGCAGAUGAUUCAAAUCCGUGGUGGGGGCUCUUGGAAAAUGCUGUCAAGGAAGCCGGAGGUAGGACCAGUAAGCCUGAGAUUUUCCCUGCAUCAACGGAUGCUCGCUACUUUCGCAAGGCUGGCGUGCCUGCGUUUGGGUUCUCUCCCAUAUCAAACACUCCCAGUUUGCUUCAUGACCACAAUGAGUAUCUGGGGAAAGCUGAGUACUUGAAGGGCAUUGACGUGUAUGUUUCAAUCAUCAAAGCUUAUGCAUCUUAUGAAAGCCUGCCAUCGCCUAGUGAGAGUUACAGAGUAUUCUAUGGAGAGAGGAGUCCCUGGUGGCUGGUGAUUAAGGCUAAAGGUCCACCUGGCCAUGGUGCCAAGCUCUAUGAUAACUCUGCCAUGGAGAAUCUCCUCAAAAGCAUUGAGAGCAUUCGCAGAUUCAGAGCUUCCCAGUUUGAUCUCCUCAAAGCUGGCGGCACUGCUGAAGGCGAUGUCGUCAACAUUAACAUGGUCUUCCUCAAGGCUGGCACACCUUCUCCAACUGGUUUCGUAAUGAAUCUGCAACCAUCGGAGGCAGAAGCUGGUUUCGACAUUCGUAUCCCACCCAGCGUUGAUGCUGAAGCACUCGAAAGACGUUUGGUGGAGGAAUGGGCUCCAGCAUCACGAAACAUGUCCUUUGAGUUCAAGCAGAAGCUUACGGGGAAGAAGUUCCUCACAGCAGCAGAUGAUUCAAAUCCGUGGUGGGGGCUCUUGGAAAAUGCUGUCAAGGAAGCCGGAGGUAGGACCAGUAAGCCUGAGAUUUUCCCUGCAUCAACGGAUGCUCGCUACUUUCGCAAGGCUGGCGUGCCUGCGUUUGGGUUCUCUCCCAUAUCAAACACUCCCAGUUUGCUUCAUGACCACAAUGAGUAUCUGGGGAAAGCUGAGUACUUGAAGGGCAUUGACGUGUAUGUUUCAAUCAUCAAAGCUUAUGCAUCUUAUGAAAGCAAAAGUGAUUCACGAGAUGAGUUAUGAAGGGUCUGCGUAGCGUACAGCCCAUUUCAAGUCUUCCUGUAGCAAAUGUGUACAAUCAAUAAGAUCAUAUCAUGUGUGUGGUACAUCAGACCAGGCUGUGGUUUGCAAAUUGAUCAUUCUUCUAGUUUUCUAAACUGUAUUGUGAUUGUGUUUCAACCAGUUUUCCACUCAAACACAAGUUUUAUUUUCUCGCUGCUAAA
This is a messenger RNA of Camelina sativa (false flax), 2317 nucleotides long. The record is from RefSeq and is a predicted model, not a curated record. NCBI's taxonomy places the organism in Eukaryota, Viridiplantae, Streptophyta, Magnoliopsida, Brassicales, Brassicaceae.